Helianthus annuus (common sunflower) is the source of this 1009-nucleotide messenger RNA. RefSeq names its product transcription factor MYB59. The record is from RefSeq and is a predicted model, not a curated record. The coding region runs from base 57 to 824 and encodes 255 amino acids. The transcript is spliced from 3 exons. Gene Ontology annotation, molecular function: sequence-specific DNA binding; DNA-binding transcription factor activity. Gene Ontology annotation, biological process: regulation of DNA-templated transcription. Gene Ontology annotation, cellular component: nucleus. Lineage: Eukaryota; Viridiplantae; Streptophyta; Magnoliopsida; Asterales; Asteraceae.
ACUUCAAGUCAACUGCAACACAAGAUUCUUGAUCACUAACAAAAAGAAACUAGAAAAUGGGGCAAGAAAAUAACAUGAUGAGAAAAGGUCCAUGGACAGAACAAGAAGACAUUCAGUUGGUUUCAUUUGUGAACAUGUGUGGAGAUCGAAGAUGGGACUUUAUAGCAAAGGUUUCAGGUUUAAAAAGAAGUGGAAAGAGUUGCAGAUUGAGAUGGGUAAACUACCUCCACCCAGGUUUGAAAAGAGGAAAGAUGACUCCUCAAGAAGAGCGUAGAAUCCUUGAGCUUCACACUAAAUGGGGAAAUAGAUGGUCAAAAAUUGCUCGGAAACUUCCUGGACGAACUGAUAAUGAGAUUAAGAAUUAUUGGAGGACCCAUAUGAGGAAAAAGGCACAAGAAAAAAAAAGGGCAUUAUCUUCAUCUCCAUCAGUGUCUGAUUCCUCUAUCUACUCUUCAAUUACUAGCAAUCCUACGGUUGAUUCCAUGCCAAUGACCGAAACCAAAGAACGAAGCUUUUAUGACACUGGUGGGUUAGAAAUGGUGGCGAUUACAAAUUUCGAAUGCGAUAACUAUAAGAUGAAGAGUACAGCUACUAGCGUAAACAGCGCGAUUGAACAACAAGAUGGGUAUAAUUCAAUGGAUGAGAUAUGGAAGGAUAUAACAUUAUUAGAUGAUGACUAUGGUAUAGCAAGUGUUUUUGGUACAUAUAGUGAAACAACGCCUUCUUCUAUAUGGGAUUACUCCCUCAACACGUUGUGGAUGGUUGAUGGCCAAGAGGAGAUAGGAAAAAAUAUGUAUUUCCCCGACAACAAGAGAGCGAUUUAGCGCAAAGUUAACCGGCUAACAUAGUUCUUUUAAGUUACAUAUUUGGUGCCAUACAAUAAAUCGUUAGAUUAAGUAUCAUGUCAUGUUAUAGAAGUAAUACCAAAAACGAAUCAAAUGUGAUGUGAAAUACGUACUCUGUCACACUAGUAAUCAUUUAUGACAUAUUUAAUUAACUUUUGUAACUA